AUGCAUCUUCUCCAAGCUUGCAAGCUGGCUGUCAUUGCCACGGCUGGACUUACUCUUGCCCACCCCGGUGCUCAUGAGCCUAGCUCUUACACUGCCGUGAGCAAGCGGAACUUCCUGCACAACGCCCGAAGCUCCCUUGACAAGUGCGCCGACAAGCUCGAAGCACGUGGAGUCAAGGCUCGUGCCGAUGCCCGUCGUGCAGCUUUGCUUGAGAAGCACAGGAAGCGGUCAAUCACCAUUGAGACUCGUGACACCGACAAGGUCGUGAAUACUUCCCAUCAUUCCGACCUCCACGUCACCCCGAACACCUCCGCGGACGAGCUUUUCGACAAGGACCCGGUCUGCAUUCUUGCGCCGGAGGGGGAAAUUGGCCCCUUUUGGGUCAAAGGCGAGCUCAUCCGCUACGACAUCGGCGACGGGCAGGCCGGUAUCCCUAUCUACCUCGAUGGACAGUUCAUCGACAUCAACACCUGCGAGCCCAUUCCGGAUCUCUACUGGGACGUGUGGAACUGCAACGCGACUGGUGUCUACUCUGGCGUGCAAAGUAGCAUGAACGGCAACGGUGACGAUGACUCCAACCUUGACAAGACAUUCCUCCGCGGCAUCCAGAAAACCGAUGAGGAUGGAGUUGCGGGCUUUAAGACUGUUUUCCCUGGCCACUACUCCGGCCGCGCAACGCACGUCCACGUUGUCGCUCACCUUAAUGCAACGCUCUUGCCAAACAACACCCUCACCGGUGGUUACGUUCCCCAUAUCGGACAACUGUUCUUUGACCAAGACCUGAUCACUGAAGUUGAGGCGACCUACCCAUACAACACUAGCACCGUGGCGAUUACAGAGAACGCAAGCGACCACGUUGUCAUCGAUGAGACCGAGAACAGCGACUCCGACCCUUUCUUCCAAUACGCACUCCUUGGCGACUCCAUUGAAGACGGUAUCUUCGCUUGGGUUACUCUUGGUGUCAACUCGUCUGUUAGUCACGACUCGGCUGUUUCUUACGCCGCGUCAUUGACCGCCGAUGGAGGUGUUUCGAAUUCGAACUCCGAUUCCGGACCCGGUGCACCCUUCUGA
Messenger RNA from Aspergillus mulundensis, 1071 nucleotides. Its product is annotated as intradiol ring-cleavage dioxygenase. The coding region runs from base 1 to 1071 and encodes 356 amino acids. Gene Ontology annotation, molecular function: ferric iron binding; oxidoreductase activity, acting on single donors with incorporation of molecular oxygen, incorporation of two atoms of oxygen. The record is from RefSeq and is a predicted model, not a curated record. The transcript has a single exon. NCBI's taxonomy places the organism in Eukaryota, Fungi, Ascomycota, Eurotiomycetes, Eurotiales, Aspergillaceae.